Messenger RNA from Amphiprion ocellaris (clown anemonefish), 6601 nucleotides. It is a transcript of the gene pcdh19, whose product is annotated as protocadherin 19. Lineage: Eukaryota; Metazoa; Chordata; Actinopteri; Pomacentridae. Bases 1178 to 4474 code for a protein of 1098 amino acids. Gene Ontology annotation, molecular function: calcium ion binding. Gene Ontology annotation, cellular component: plasma membrane. The record is from RefSeq and is a predicted model, not a curated record. The transcript has 5 exons. Gene Ontology annotation, biological process: homophilic cell-cell adhesion.
CGUCCUCCAGUGUGCACCAGUGAAGCGAGAGGAGCGCUUGUUGGAGUCAACUAGACAGCCUACUGGCAACGAGUGGCGAUUUCUUUUUUACUGCCUCAGCCAGCCUGGAUAUAGGCUUCUGUGUGCUGCUGCAGCUCAGACUGAAAUGAACGUACACUAGGCUCUGGCAUCGUUUCUUCCCACUGGCUUUUGGUUACAUCUUCAACGGAUCUUUCCUUCUUUUUUUUUUCUUUUUAAAUGUGUUGCAUGGACUAAUAAUCGGGAUACGUGCAGAACCCUAUUGUUUUUCCAAGUGAGAUACGAGGAAAUUAAUUAGUAAGUAAAAGCUUCCAGACUUGCAGAGGGGAUGUAAGACUAAAUCUGCUGGAAAUAAUAAAACAAACAAAAGGUAACCGGGACUUGAGUGAUGUGAUGAGACAUCCCUGCAAUUGCACCCUUGUUCUUUAGGAGAAGAUAUCCGGACUUAGGCUGUCGAAUAAUUUUGUGACUGCAGGUCCUUGUAGCUUUUUUUUUUUUGCAGUUUGAAAGCCUAUUGCAGCUCGACCGAAGAGGAAAUGUUUUGUCACUGCUUGUAAUAUAUCCCACAGAGCAAGAUGUUUAUCCGAAAUGCGACUUAAACACUGACUGGCAUCAAGGCGGAGAAUUGAACACGGACUUUUGAGCCCCAUUACUUCAUCGGCGCGGAAGAUUUUUAUUUUUAAUUUUUCUUUGUGGACUUGCUCACAGGAAUUCUCAUCUUUGCGUCUAUGCAGUCCGAGCAUUUUCCUCCUUUCAGACGACUUGAAAAUGGACAGUUCGUCUUAUGAGUUAUGUGUAAGAGCAGUUUGCCGCUUGACAAGAGCUGCACGGAUUUAUGCGACUAAACCACUAUUGUGAGAAGAUUCAGCAUGUUUUCACAGAUCUGUCGUCCCCAAUGUUUCGUGCGCCGCAGUAGACCGGAGGAUGUGCUCUGCCUGAGAAGAGUAAAAUAGGCUAAAGGCACUUGUUAGAAUUCUAGCUUUCACAUCAUGAUAUAAUUUGCACAACACGAGAGAAAUUCAAACACUUUUUUCUUCCUCCCUGGACAUUUCAAUGAGAUGAUUCAUUCGCGUAAUUCUUCUAGUUUUCUCUGACGUGCAACCCUGUGCGUAAUUAUCAAGGUCUUUAUUAGACACUGAAAAAAAACUCAACAGGUACAAUGCAAACCAAGGAGAUGGAAUUAAUACAAUUAACUGCUGUGUUCCUCUUGUUUUGGGUCGGAACUGAGGCUGUUAUCAACCUGAAGUAUGGAAUAAACGAGGAGAUGAAGCCCGGGUCAGUGAUUGGAAACGUGACAAAGGACGCUCUAAAGCAAGGAUUUCAGAUUGCACCACAGCCCCCGUACUUGAGGGUUAUUUCCAAUUCAGAACCGCGAUGGGUGGAACUGAGUCCAGCCGGAAUCCUUACAACCCAAAUGAAAAUAGAUCGGGAUGUAGUUUGUCGGCAGAACCCAAAGUGCAUUAUUUCCCUAGAAGUGAUGUCAAACUCUAUGGAGAUCUGUGUCAUCAAAGUUGAAAUAGAGGAUUUGAACGACAACGCACCCAGAUUCCCAACGAGCCACAUUGACAUUGAAAUUUCAGAGAAUGCCUCCCCUGGUACCAGGUUUCCCCUAGAGGGGGCAAGCGAUCCGGACUCGGGAAUCUUUGGAGUGCAGUCAUAUUCCAUUACCCCAAAUGAGCUUUUCGGACUAGAAAUCAAGACCAGAGGGGAUGGGUCCAAAAUCGCAGAGCUUGUUGUGCAAAAAUCGUUAGACAGGGAGACCCAGUCCCAUUAUACAUAUGAAAUCAGCGCAGAAGAUGGAGGAGACCCCCCAAAGAUAGGCGCGGUCCAGUUAAAUAUCAAGGUGAUUGAUUCUAAUGACAACAACCCCGUUUUUGAUGAGCCGGUGUACACAGUUAAUGUGAUGGAGAAUUCCCCCAUCAAUACAUUAGUCAUAGACCUGAAUGCAACGGAUCCUGACGAGGGCACUAAUGGAGAGGUUGUGUACUCGUUCAACAGUUACGUCACCGAGAAAACGAGGGACGCUUUCAAAAUUGACCCCAGAACCGGGAUCAUCACCGUCAACGGUGUUUUGGAUUAUGAAACAACGCAAAUAUACGAGAUCGACGUCCAGGCCAAAGAUUUAGGUCCCAACUCCAUCCCAGCUCACUGCAAAGUCACAGUGAACGUGAUGGAUACGAACGAUAACCCACCUGUCAUCAGUUUACUCUCACUGAACACCGAGAUGGUGGAAGUUAGCGAGAACGCGCAGCGUGGAUAUGUCAUUGCGCUGGUGAGGGUGUCAGAUAAGGAUUCCGGGGCAAACGGCAAAGUGCAGUGCAGGCUGCAGGGCAACGUUCCGUUCCGGCUGCAAGAAUACGAGAGCUUCUCCACUAUACUUGUUGAUGGCAGGCUGGACAGAGAGCAGAAGGACACAUACAACCUGACCAUCCAAGCGGAGGACAGUGGCAUCCCUCCUUUACGCGCCACGAAAUCUUUGGUGGUCAAAGUCACGGAUGAAAAUGACAACCCUCCCCACUUUCUUAAGCCACACUAUCAAGAGAUGGUGAUGGAAAACAACCUCCCUGGCUCGUGUCUGCUCGCAGUAUCAGCAGAAGACCCGGACCUGGGCAUGAAUGGCACAGUUUCCUACUCCAUAGUCCCUGGUGAGAUUAAGCACAUGGAUGUAAACACUUAUGUCAGCAUAAACCCAUCAGGCCGCAUUUACUCCAUGAGAUCAUUUGAUCACGAGUACACCAGGACUUUUGAUUUCAAGGUUUUGGCCAGAGACAAUGGCAACCCCUCCCUGUCCAGUAACGCCACGGUGCGUAUUGUGGUGCUGGAUGUCAAUGACAACACACCUGUUAUGACAAACCCCCCGCUGGUGAAUGGCACGGCGGAGGUUUCCAUCCCCAGAAACGCUGGAGUGGGUUACAUGGUGACCCAGGUGAAGGCAGACGACUACGACGAGGGGGAGAACGGCCGGCUGACCUACACCAUCUCAGAGGGAGACAGGGCUUUCUUUGAGAUCGACCAGGUGAACGGAGAGGUGCGCUCCACCAGGAUGUUUGGAGAAAACGCCAAAUCCACCUACGAGAUCACGGUGGUGGCGAGGGAUCACGGCAAGCCCUCCCUGUCCGCCUCGGCCUACAUAGUGGUGUACCUCUCCCCAGACCUGAACGCGCAGGAGCCUAUGGGACCUGUCAACCUGUCCCUCAUCUUCAUCAUCGCCCUGGGCUCUAUCGCAGCCAUCCUGUUUAUCACCAUGAUUUUUGUGGCGGUCAAGUGCAAGAGGGAUAACAAGGAGAUCCGGACGUACAACUGCAGUUUCUUCUACCUGCGCAGGGUGGCGGAGUACUCAUAUGGCAACCAGAAGAAGUCCAGCAAGAAGAAGAAGCUGAGCAAGAACGACAUCCGCUUGGUGCCACGAGACGUUGAGGAGACAGACAAGAUGAAUGUGGUGAGUUGCUCAUCUCUCACCUCCUCGCUCAACUACUUCGACUACCACCAGCAGAGCCUGCCGCUGGGCUGCAGGCGCUCCGAGAGCACCUUCCUCAACGUGGAGAACCAGAACUCACGCAAUGCAGCUCCCAACCAUGGCUAUCAGCACCCGUUCACGGGGCAGGGUCACCAGCAGCCAGACCUCAUCAUCAACGGCAUGCCACUGCCAGAGACGGAGAAUUAUUCCAUUGACUCCAGUUACGUGAACAGCAGAGCCCACCUCAUUAAAAGGCCCCCAUGUAGCACAUCGACAUUCAAGGACCUGGAGGGGAACAGUCUGAAGGACAGUGGCCACGAGGAGAGCGACCAGACCGACAGCGAACACGACGUCCAGAGAGGACACUAUGUUGACACGGCUGUCAAUGAUGUGCUGAACAUGACUGUCCCCCCCAAUAUUUGCCAGCUGCCAGACCAAGAUCCCAGUGAGGGUUUUCACUGCCAGGACGAGUGCCGCAUCCUAGGCCACUCUGACCGCUGCUGGAUGCCUCGUGUUCCGAUCCCGGCACGUGCCAAGUCACCCGAGCACGCCCGUAAUGUCAUUGCUUUGUCUAUUGAGGCCACCACAGUGGAUGUGCCACACUAUGAGGAUGGCACAACCAAGAGGACUUUUGCCACCUUUGGCAAGGAUGGGCCUGAAGAUGUGGAGCGGGGAGAGAUAAAGGGAAAGCGGACUCAGGAGUCUCAGGUGUGUAGCCCUAAGGCUAAUGGAGGGGCUGUUCGUGAAGCUGGCAAUGGGCGUGAGGCAGCCAGCCCCAUCACCUCCCCUGUGCACCUGAAGAGCCCAGUAUCCAAGCCGUCAUCUGCCUACAACACACUGAAAUGCCGCGACGCAGAGCGAAUUGCCAACCACAGCCUGCUGCGGCAGCCGGAGGGAAAGGACAGUGAGCCGGCUGUCAGGGAGAUCAACACGCUUCUCCACGAUGGCCGAGACAAGGAAUCCCCCAGCAGCAAGCGCCUGAAGGACAUUGUGCUUUAGCGAGUUUCUCUGCGACACACACCAACAUGCAUACACGCAUACAGUGUAAACUCACGUAUCGUAUAUAUACCCCGCAAUAGCUGUGUGUACACAGAAGGAAAUCAGGCUGUGGAAGUAGAGAGACACACCCAUUUGCAGUAUACAAAAUUCAAGAACCAGCUUGGGCUGAUAAUGACAAACUGUAGUAUGCUGCAGCUAGUUGUGUGCUCGAGCCCAGGUAGUGGAUGUGGCUUUGUUGUAGUCGCAGUACUUUUUCCUUGUUUGCUUUUUGUUCAGUUUCCUUUCUAUCAGUCUGCAACGAGUGGACAGGCAGGUUACUGUUGACCGCGUGGACACGGCCAGUGGAGCUCUCCAGCCCUCGAGCCAAAGCAGGACGCUACAUGUUUGGACGCCUGAGGUGCCAGUUCGUACGUACAGUUAUGCCUUUUGAACUACUUUUGUAUCACAAACUGACAUUUGCCUUCUUUGGUUUUGCAGUCUGUUUUAGCUGCCAAAAUCGCUCUUUGUUUCUUUGUAUAGUGAGCUCCGUCACUGUAAUAAACAGCAACAGAUAUACACAGGAUUCAUCCAAAAGUAUCAUCAAUUUACUCCUUCAGCAGUUUUCAAUACAUUCAGGAGAAGAAACGGGAGGCCUCUUGGUCUCAUUUGCUCCUCUCCCUGACUAAUAAGAGAAACUUUGUCUGCGUAUCCCUGAGGACAUCCCAGUGUCAUCAGACUGUGAGGUCCUUGCAGUAUUUAUAUUUUAUCACGGAUGGAGCUAAAUGAACUCUCGCUAUCUGCCAAGCCACUGAACACUGGAAGUGGGACAGACAGACCCUUGUGUUCAAAUUGAGCUGUAUGAAAAAAAAAGACUUACUGCUUUUGAAAUCUCCUGUGCCCAACCUUGAUUGUAGCCAGUGGAGCACAAAUUAGAACUUUGUGCUUUGGUCUUGUACUUUUUUUGACUUUUGACUAUGGGGCUAGGAUAGAAGGGAUCGUCACUCAUGUCUUGCUAUGUGAAACUCUGUAUAGGGUUUACUAUUAUCAUUUUUAAUAACCUGUUGUUAUGUGACAAUCCCUUUAAUGUUUUGUUUCAAGAGAAAAAACAAAUAAACAUUGGUGUUCAACUGAAGCUACAGUAGCGUUUGUUACACAAACACAAAAAUAAAAAAAACAUAUAUGCCAAAAUAUAUUUUAUAAAUAAUUUAAAAAUGUAUAAUGAGAAUAUUUAAUGCUGUGUAGUUAUUUUAUGAGUAAGUUAUACUUGAAAUUAACUUGCUUUUGUUCAUUUGUCUUUUGCUUUUAUAUUGAACCUGAUUUGUUUUUUUAUUUUCAAAAUGAACUUGGAUUAUUUUUUGUUUACUGUGUGAUCCCUGGCAACUGUUGACUUGCAGUCUACCUUGUUGUAAAGAGUUUCUUAUUGGUCAGUUCUUGUGCCAUCCAGUUUCUGUGUGGGCUACUAGAAAAUGUAAAAAGACAAAAAAAAGCAACAAAAAAAAGCUAUUACAGCACCAACAUUAGUGUGUCAGUUCAAUGAGCUUAGAGUGAGAUAGCAAAAGAAACCAAAAAAGAGACGCAAACAAAACCUUAAAGAUUGCAGGAUGUUGCUUAAUCUUAGUAUCUAAGGGAGAGAAAGAACAGCUUCCAGUGUUCUUCAGGCUGUAACAGGGUUCCACCUAUUUUAUCUGUGCAAUAGGUCGGCAUUCCUAUUGGGCCCAAUCAAGUUUAAACACACUUUUUUUCUGCUUCAACCGAGGGCAUUUUGAUGUGCAGGCUUGCUUUGCUCAGCACUGCUGUCGCCCUGUGCCAUCUGUGUUCAGCUGAUCUCAAAGAUAAGUUUCAGACCACAGUGGUAUAAACAGGGCUCUCCCUCCUACAAGCGCCACACAACAGACUGGGUGGAAUCAUGUUCGAACGAACUAAGGUCUUGGAAGAACCGUGUUGCACAUCAGCAAUGUGGUUUUAUGUUGCUUUGCAGUAAACUAUGUACAAUGUGGAAAAAUAUGAAUGAACAUGGACAAAUUGCAUACAACAAACUAGAUCUUGUAGCUGAAUGUUUUGCUGGUCUCACCCAUGGCUUCUGGCAACAUGAAAAUCGGAAUAAUCACUGAAUGUAUACAGCAGCUUAUAAUUAAACUAUUAAAUGUU